CAGCAGGAGUGUCUCAGACAAAAUGGUGACCAGUAAAGUUGUGUGUUUGGUAGCUUUGGCCUUGUUCGGAAGUGCAGUGGCUCAGCCAGCGAAGCAGGCCUUCUGGAAGGGAACCCCUAUGGAUGGGAUGGUCGAGGAGAUGAGAUCCGGCUGCGUGGAAGGAUCAGACCCAACUGCUUGUAUCAAGUACAAGGUCAUGUCAUUACUGGACACCAUUUUCAAGAAGGACACUUUCCAGAUCUCAGAAGCCGUAGAGGUGACAAAGAACGGCGCUGGCAAUGACGUCACUGGGCGCUCUUCUGGCGACUUCAUCGACACCAUUGAGAGCUUCAUCCAAUCCCACGACGUCUCCUUCCAACUUCCCCUCGCUGACACCAAAGUCACUGUCAGCCCAAGGAACCUUGACCAAGAUGAACUUAGCCUGAACAUCAAGUUCAACAAGGACGGUGCUCGCUCCGUCGGUGAAGCCCGUAAAGCUAAGCUCAAGAAGAUCAUUGUACCCAUUCUUGUCUUCGUCCUCCUCAAGGCUAUGACCCUGAUUCCUCUGGCUAUUGGUGUCCUUGGACUGAAGGCCUGGAACGCCCUGCAGCUGUCUUUCUUCUCUUUCGUCGUGUCCGUCGCUCUGGCCAUCUUCCAGCUCUGCAAGAAGAUCGCGGCGGACAACUCCCACCCCCAGAUAGCCGCGCACGGACCCUGGGAUGCUGCCUACGCCGCCACUCGUCGCAGGAGGGACGCUGAACCCCAAGAAUUGGCACAAGAACUCGCAUACAACGCCUACCACUAA
Molecule: messenger RNA, 784 nt
Organism: Amyelois transitella
Lineage: Eukaryota; Metazoa; Arthropoda; Insecta; Lepidoptera; Pyralidae
Gene: Osi19
Exons: 3
Coding region: 23-784 (253 amino acids)
Source: RefSeq, a predicted model, not a curated record